This is a messenger RNA of Meloidogyne enterolobii, 588 nucleotides long. The record is from the annotation of a GenBank genome assembly. Lineage: Eukaryota; Metazoa; Nematoda; Chromadorea; Rhabditida; Meloidogynidae.
AUGAAAUUUCACUUCAAUGGCGGACUCGAUUGCCCAGAAUGGGUUCUUUCACAAAUUUCGCGAAUUUCAAAAAUUGAUUUAAACGAAUUUAAAGAAUUAUGUUCGAAAAUUGUAGAAAAUUUUGAAAAUAAAACUGAAAGAUGGGAGGAAAUGAAAUUUUCGUUUAAUGAUAAUUCUGCUAAUGGUAAAAAAAUAAAAAUUAAUUUAAUUUUAUUGAAAGGGCUUCGAAUCUCCAAAGCGAUUAUUGCAACGCUCAGCUUUAUACUAGAAAAGGCAACAAAAUAUGAUUGUGAAAAAGAUGACUUGGAAGCAGAAAUGCUCCAACUUGGACUUCCUGCAGAGCACACAAAAAUCUUACUUGAAAACUACAAUAAAAUAAAAAAUUUCCAAAUAUUUAAAGAAUAUCCAUUUAAAGCCCCUCCAAUUAAAAUAUCUUCAAUUGAAAAACUUCAAACAAGUGAGGGAGAAGAACAACAAUUUUUACUUUCCACAAAAGAAAUUAAAUUUACUAUAGAAGAGGAAUUACUUCAAAAACUUAAAAAAGAUUUGGGGGCAGCGCUUAAACAAUUUGAGACAUUUUCUUCCUAA